AAAUAUGAACGCCCACAAAAACCGCAACUCUGUUCCGCAAAUAGUUAAUGAAAUUUAUUCAAAUUAAACCGCAUCUUUAAACUUUACUUAAUACCACCUCUGUUCUUCAUGGCAUGUCAGGUAAGCUAGCAGCUUUAAGCAAACAAUUCCAUUAUUAAUUACUAACAGUCACACUCCCAAUCAAUAUCUUCAACCCAAAUCUUCAUGAUCCCAUGUACCACCACCACCACCACCACCUCCCCACCGCCUCCGUCACCUCCACCGCCAUCUCCACCGCUGAGCCACCUCCUCCAUCAAGAAACAAGAACAGUGCAAUGGAGGCGUCUAUACAUGCAGUAGAAAAAAUCUUGAACUACAGCUUUAAAAACAAGAAAUUAUUAGAAGAAGCUUUAACGCACUCCUCUUGUACUGACUCUGUUUUGAAUUACCAGCGGCUUGAGUUUCUGGGUGACUCAGCUUUAGGACAUGCAUUCACCAACUAUGUUUUUCUUGCUUUCCCUAGUCUGGAUCCUGGUCAGCUCUCUCUGUUGCGUGCUGCUAAUAUCAGCACUGAGAAACUCGCCCGUGUCGCUCUAAAACAUCAGCUUUUUGGGUUCUUGAAGCAUUCUGUCACUAAUCUUGAUGACAAGAUUAGAGAGUUUAGUGAUGCUGUUAGUCAAGAAGAUGAUGCAGUUGCUCAUGGCGGUGCGGUGAAAGCUCCGAAGGUUCUUGCUGAUAUUGUGGAGUCUGUGGCUGCUGCUGUUUAUGUUGAUGUUGGUUUUGAUCUUCAAAGACUAUGGGUGAUAAUUAGGAGUCUUUUUGAGCCGAUUGUUACGCCAGAAGACUUGCGGCAACAGCCGCAACCAGUGACUAUGCUAUUUGAGGUUUGUCAUAAACAAGGGAAGGAAGUUGACAUCAUACACUGGAAAAAAGGAGUGAAAAGUAUUGCUAGUGUUUAUGUUGAUGGUCGUUUUAUAGCCUCUGGUUCUUCGGAGCAAAAAGAUAAUGCGAAGAUAAAUGCUGCCAAGGGAGCUUUGCACAAGCUAUCUCAUUUGUUGGCUUCUAAUGUUGGUCAUUUUGAUGAUGCCUUGAAAAGCAUCGGGGGACCAUUUGAGAUUGAAGAAGCUAAGCGUAAGUUACAUGAACUCUGUGGCAAGAAUAAAUGGUCCAAACCGACCUACUGCAUUGAGAAAGACAAAGGUCUUCCGCAUGAGAAGAAAUUUGAAUGCUCGGUUCAAAUUGCAACGGGAGAUGGCGUGCUUUACAUGAUGGGUGAUGAAAAAAUGAGAAUAAAAGACGCAGAAAACUCUGCAGCUUCACUAAUGAUACGAGCUUUGCAAGAAUCAAAUUAUCUAUGAUUCAGUUAUCCGCAAUAACCCGGUAGGCUUCUGUACCUAUUUAUUUUAGGCUCUGCUUUUUUUUUGGAUUGAUUUCUUUUUUCCCUAGGCUGUUUCAUUUUCAUAUUGAGCUGCAACGCAUGCUUAGUCCUUAGAUUCCGCAGGUUGCAUUUCCUUUUUUAUGGUCACAUUGGCCAGUGAUUUUAGAGAGCAUAGUUCUUGAAUUUGUCGGUUAGUCGAGACCUGUUUGGCAUGAGAAUUGAUAUGUGUUUGUACUAGAAGCCAACUUCAUGUACUAAUUAUAUCUAUAUGUUCUCUUCCUGCAAUUAAGGUUUGAAGUUGUAAAAACAAAGCACUAAUUAUAAAGAGUUAGUUAUUCUGCA
This is a messenger RNA of Mercurialis annua (annual mercury), 1699 nucleotides long. RefSeq names its product ribonuclease 3-like protein 2. Bases 213 to 1337 code for a protein of 374 amino acids. Gene Ontology annotation, biological process: siRNA processing. Gene Ontology annotation, cellular component: nucleus; cytoplasm. Gene Ontology annotation, molecular function: ribonuclease III activity; RNA binding. The transcript has 4 exons. The record is from RefSeq and is a predicted model, not a curated record. NCBI's taxonomy places the organism in Eukaryota, Viridiplantae, Streptophyta, Magnoliopsida, Malpighiales, Euphorbiaceae.